This is a messenger RNA of Cadophora gregata, 3020 nucleotides long. RefSeq lists its product as uncharacterized. The record is from RefSeq and is a predicted model, not a curated record. The transcript is spliced from 3 exons. NCBI's taxonomy places the organism in Eukaryota, Fungi, Ascomycota, Leotiomycetes, Helotiales, Ploettnerulaceae. Gene Ontology annotation, cellular component: cytoplasm. The coding region runs from base 771 to 1994 and encodes 407 amino acids.
UCCUCACUCCGAGUCUCUCACACUUUUUACAAUCGUCCUCCAAUCUAGUCGCAUACCGCAGACAACAAUUCGCUCUCACUCCCCGCGUAUGACUCUUGCGGCGGGUGAGAGCACGUUACCUGACGACAUCGUGCGUACCUUAAGAUGGCCCUUCAUAACAAGCUCUAUAUCAAAAGCAUACCUAGGAACACCGUACAGUACAGUACGGAAGUACAGUAGGUGCGGUAUAGAAAUAGUUAAGAGCCCCUGGCAGCCGAUAAGGGUCAAUUCCACCUACAGUACUGUACCUAGUCAAGGUGGCAAAGACUCUUCUUGCUGGUCCUUGAGAGGCUAUCACCAGGCACAAGCGCCUUGAGCCAAGCAAGCCGCAUGCAUGUAAUAUUUUCAUGGGCAGAGGUGGGGGGGGGUCUUGACAUAAUUCGGAGGUUGGUCCUUGGAAGUCUCAACUCUGACUUUGGGACAACUUUGGCGCGGCAAAUGUGGCAAGUUCUAUCUAAGUCUAUUUGAUGCUUGAGGUUUGUUCAUGCACUGGUUAGGCAUAUCCUAUCUGAAGCAUGGGCCAAACUUCUCCUGUGAAUCUUGCGCAAGGGCCUGACGAGGUGGACUGGUUGAACAUCAUGUGAUUGAGUGAUUGAUUGAGGGAGUGCGUGGCGCUAGGACGCUUUGGGAUUGCGGUCUUGAUCGACAACUCCACUCCACUUCUCCAGGAAGCUGUAAGAGCCGCGCUCCAGGGAACUUCUGGCCGUCCACCACUGCAGAAGCACAAAGUCAUGGAUCUCGCCUACGAUCAUAUUCAGGAGCAGGCGCUGGCCCCAGAAAAUGAAGCCGAAAAGAAGGAGAAGAAGCCCGAAACCACUCUCAACUCUGACUUCCAAGAAGCAUACAAAGCUAUUUCUGCCAGCCCGUGGGGUGCAAGGCUGGGAGGCUUCUUUGGAAAUGUAGUCAAGCAGGGCGAGUCUGUCUACAAGCAAGGCCAACAGGAGCUCACUGCAGUUGGAGAAGAGGCAAGCAAAGGACUUACAGAUCUGCGGUCGUCCAUUAUCAGCCGAACACGAGCCCUUUCAACUGCCCAGGCACCGGUUGCUAGCAGUCAGCCUGAUAAGGAGAAUGAUGGAGAAGCUGGCGGGGAGAAAGAGCUGUCAACAGAGGAGGCACUAAAAGAAUCCGAGGGCGUCCUGGCUAGAUUGCGAUCCGAAGCUGCCAAACGAUUGAAAGAGAUUGAGAAGGCCGAAGAUGCCGCAGAUGAAGCUCUCCUGAAAUUCGGUACAAACAUCCGGAACUUCCUCCGCGACGCAGUUACCAUCGCACCUCCGUCCGAGGAAGCUGGAUCACAGGGAAGCACAGUUCUCUUCGAGAGCAAAGAUGCUUCAGGAAAGAGAGUAAUUCAUACUACACGAUUCGAUGCGCAACUUCAUGUUAUUCAUUCGUCCCAUGACAGCUUUACCAAAGAUCCGAUUAGUGAGGAAUAUGAGCCAUGGAAGCAGACCUUCAACGUGGACAGCAAGACAGCCGAUAUUAGCAAGGACCUGGAGAGCUUUACUGAGCUGAGAUCCUCCAUGGAAAAGCUUGUACCUGAUACUGUCACUUAUGGCGACUUCUGGACUCGUUACUACUUCUUGAGACAUAGUAUUGAAACGGCCGAAGCCCGCAGACGAGACCUGCUCAAAGGUGCUGCUGCUUCCACAGAAGAAGAGGUCGGAUGGGAUGAGGAUUCCGAGGAUGAGAGUUCUCCAAAGAUCACUAAACCGAAGACCGAACCAGCCCGCCCUGCAUCAACUGAAUCAUCAACUACUCUCCACCCAGCAACACAACCUCAAGAUCCUAAACUUCUCAAGCCAGAGGAGUCUCGCAGAUCUCAUGAUGAGAAGUCUCAAGCAGAUAGCGACGGCUCGUAUGAUGUUGUAGGAGCUGCAUCUGGCGCUCCAAGUCGUGCUCCUGGCAGUCCUAAAGACUCCCGAAAGGGGGAUGACAGCGAGGAGGAAGAUUGGGAGUAAAGUUUGAGUGUUUCUUGACUUUCUGGGUUGUUUAUAGGCGUUGUAGAGACUUUUCAUUUCAUAGUCUGUGAUUAAGUCUGGCGUUGUGGGUCAAGGACUUUUAUUCAUUGAGCUCUAUUUUGAGAGUCUGCACUGCCUGUAGACAGGACAUUUUUAUAAGCAGCACGGAUAUCCCCCUGAACGCCGUUCUAUGCAAUGCACAACGCCAAUUCAUUUAACCGUCCCUUCCAAAACUUCAUCGCUUUUUCUUCGUGACCUUUGUAAAUCCGUCCUCAUCAACCUCCGCCACAACGGGUUCCCUAACCCUCACCAAUGGCGGCGCCUCAUCCAUAUCCACAUCCUCAUCCUCAUCCUCCGAUCCAUCUGUCUCAUCAUCCUCCUCGGCUCUUUCUCUCUUCUCAAACAUCUUCCCCAAAUCCGCACUCUUUCCCCCUUUACUCUCCCACUUCCUCCUCAACUCCUGCACCUCCGUGAAGUCACCCUUCGCGCAGUCCCUUCUGAACUUCACAAUAUGCUCCGCAACCUCAUACCCACUCUCAUCAUCGACAUUAACCUCAAACUCAUCCAGCAUGACCUGUAGCAGGAAUGUCUCGAUCCAUUCGCCGUCCUCUUCGGGGUUUUCGUUCAGCACGUCGAUCGUGGCGCCGACGAACCAUUGCCGCUUUUCAUCGCUGUCUGGUCCACCCCAGUUAUUGGUUACGGCGAGGGAGAGAGAUGGCCAGUUGUAGAGGGCGAGUGUUAUGCCGAGUUCGAAUUGCGCUUGACAUUGUUCUGAUCAAGAUUCAGAUUAGUCCUCAAGUCCUCGAGCAUUUUCUUCUUUUUUGCAAGGAAAAUAACAUACCUGGAGUAGGCGCAUUCUGCGAACUUGAUCCCCCAGAAGAAUUCAUCUUGUCAGGUAAAUAUGCGAUCGGGUCGAGACAAGGCAACGCAGAGAGGCUUCAGUAGCGGGGUUGAGGUGGGAUGUCUGAGCAACCUGGGCUCGAUUAAAAAUUUAUGGAUAUCCGCAAAAAAUGUCGGUGUUUCAAA